AUGACUCAUCCGACUUCACCACAACACUCACAGCAGAGCCCUUCGGCAGCUCCAUCGCAAUCAAUACCACUGCAGAACCUCGCAAGGUCCCCCGGCGAAUAUGAUCAUACACAAGGGGCACCCGGAGCAGCGGGUGUGGGCGCGGGUGCUGGCACUCGGAACACGCAGCGGAAUACAGCCAAUCUGCCUGGCAUCUCAACCUACUGGGAACCUUCACAGCGUGACACCAUGGGAUCGAGUCCGACAUCGCCAAUAGAUCCUGCCGCUUUGCAGUAUGCCCUCCCUCCUGAGAUCCAUCCAACGGAGCCGGCCAUGUUCCGACACAACUCGGCGUCAACGAACCCAUACGCCUCCCCGACUCCUUACUACGACGAGCUGCCGCACCACGAUUAUUUCGAAUCAGACAGUGCGCCGCUGACUUCUUCUGCACAACCUAUUUCGGGGGCUUCAUUGACCACGCCGCAGGUCGACGCGAUAUCGAGGAAUAGCUUCCAGACCGUAUCGGAUCUCGACAAUACUCCAUCCUCGCGACCUCGCGAUACGAAGAUGUUAGGUUUUGAUCUGGAAAAUGGUCCUGGGUCGACCAAGCACCGCAGCUAUGGAAACUCCCUCACGCCGACGGACCACCGAGCUUCGCGCUCCCCCGGCACGGCUUUUUACCGAGCUGGGUCUAUUGUUAGAGCCAUGUCCCAGCGUGUCGUCAACAUCAGUGGUGAGCAGGAGGCAAUAGAGCAACAGCAGCGUCGAGCUCGCUCAAGAUCACCGAGUGCCGACGGCCGCAGAUCCUAUGAUCCUUCUCACGUCUCUAUGGGCAUGGAUACCUCCUAUCCUUCCCAGGUCUACCCGCCGUCACCAGUGGAGAAGAACGGGUCGCAUGGCUUCCCUAUUCCUAUGACAGAGGCCAUUUCUUUAGCCCCCAGCAAGCCAAUGCCAAACCCCCUGAAGGGCCGCUCACUUGGAAUAUUUGGUCCGGAAAAUCCACUCCGAAAAAAGCUCUGCGAUGUCCUGGUGAAUCCUUAUAUGGAGCCAGUAAUUCUUAUCCUCAUCGUCCUACAGGCCAUUUUGUUGGCUGUUGAAGCGGCUUCUAAUGUCUUCGAACCUGGAAAUGAGCGCCCUCCCAAAUGGGCUGGGACUUCGUUCGAGUUGGCUAUGUUGGUACUUUUCACCAUCUUCACAUUGGAGAUUAUAGCCCGCGUCAUCGUAUCAGGCUUGUUCCUGAAUGCCACGGAGUACAGCACCAUUGAUCGGCAGCGAGGUAUUCGAGCGGCCGUCGCGGACAAGUAUCAGGCUGUGUUUCGACCGCAACGCCAGAAAUCGGUCAAAGGUCCCAGGGAAGAUGAUGCUGGAACUUCAACGUUCGCCAGAUCGUUCACUAUGAUGCACGGACAACGAUUGCCCGAGACGGUUGAAGAAGCGCAGAGGAUGCAACUAGCCCGUCGCGCGUUUUUGCGACACGGAUUCAACCGGCUAGAUUUUACUGCUGUUAUCUCAUUUUGGAUCACCUUCCUCCUGAGCUUGAGCGGUCUCGAGCACGAGUUACACUUCUACAUCUUUCGGAUGAUGAGCUGCCUCAGAAUUGUGAGGCUUCUUGCCUUGACGAAUGGAACUGCGAUCAUAUUGCGGAGUUUGAAGAAGGCCGCACCGCUGCUCCUGAGAGUGUCAUUUUUGAUUCUCUUCUUCUGGAUAUUGUUUGCUAUCAUUGGCAUUCAGAGCUUCAAGUCGAGUUUUAGCCGGCAAUGCGUCUGGCUGGAUCCGUUGGAUCCUACUAAUCUCAAAGCCGCCUUCACCAACGAGUUUACGUUCUGCGGCGGUCACCUGGACAAUAUUACCAAAGCUGAGAUGCCCUGGGUCUAUAGUCCCAACCAUGGGACACUGGACAAUUUGCGAAACGGUAGCAUAACGGCCAAGGGCUUCCUCUGUCCUCAGGGUUCCUAUUGUUUGCAGGGCGAAAGUCCCUACAGUAACACUGUCAAUUUCGACAAUAUUAUUCAUUCAAUGGAGUUGGUCUUCGUCAUCAUGAGCGCAAACACUUGGUCUGAUCUUAUGUAUUAUACGACCAACUCGGAUUACCUUCCUGCAGCCCUGUUCUUUGGUGCUGGCAUCAUGAUCAUGAUGCUGUGGAUGACGAAUCUGUUGAUCGCAGUCAUCACUUCGUCUUUCCAGGUCAUCAGGGAGGAGAGCAAGUCCAGUGCCUUCACCGAUGCUCAGGAUUCUACGAUGCCGGUGCAUCUUGACCAAGUUGCCCUGCAGCGCACGUCAACUCUGCAGAAAAUCUACGACAAAACACGGUUAGUUUGGGUGCUCUUCAUCACAUUCGAUCUACUGGCGCAAUCCUUCCGAAGUAACACAAUGUCCGCCCAGCGGGAACACUUCAUCGGCGCCGCGGAGGUCGUCGUCACCGUUAUACUCGACGUGGAAAUCAUUAUACGUUUCGCGGCCAACUGGCGAUCGUUCCACCGGAGCUAUCGCAAUUUGUUCGAUCUGUUCCUCGCUGUCGCGACGACGGUCAUUCUCUUGCCGCCGAUUCGGAACUCUGGAGUCACGUAUGCCUGGCUCACCCUGUUUCAAAUCCUGCGAGCCUAUCGUGUGGUUCUGGCCAUACCGAUCACCCGGAAGUUGAUUCUGCUCGUGCUCGGAAAUGCAACGGGUAUUGCGAAUCUCAUGCUCUUCGUGUUUCUGAUCACAUUCCUCAUGGCCAUACUUGCCGUCCAGCUCUUCCGCGGGGAGAUACCGAUGUACGAUGAUAACGGUGAUUUGAACCAGAUAUCAUUUUACAACAUCUACAACGCAUUCCUUGGCAUGUACCAGAUUCUGUCGAGUGAAAAUUGGACAUCGAUACUAUACGAUGUUACCAAGUACACGACAUAUUUGAAGACGUCCUGGUACGGUGCGAUAUUCCUGAUCGGAUGGUUCAUCCUGGCAUUCUUCAUUCUCGUCAACAUGUUUAUUGCGGUCAUCCAAGAGAACUUUGAUGUGUCGGAGGACGAAAAGCGCUUGGAGCAAGUCAAGGCGUUUCUCCAGAGGAAAGAACUGGGCAACAACACCAGCAACCUGGCUCUAUCCAGCAUCUUCACGUUUGGCAAAAAGCGGAAGAAGAAAGAUCCCCUCGACUAUGGCCCAGCAACCAUGGAAAUGCUGUUGAAGGACGCCGUUGUGCGAGAGUUUCUUGAUGAUAGCAUGGAUCCUUUGCAGGAGACUGACACGGGAACGGAAUCACCCCAACAGGGUAACGUUGCUGGCGAUGUUCGACCCGGGCUGCUUUCAUCCGCAUGGGGCAAGGUCCGGUCCAUUUUCACCAGCAAGGAGCCGAACCCGUUCUACUCCAAUCUCCGUUUCAACGGUCCGAAUGAUGCCUUAGAUCCCCGGGAAAUGGCGCGGCAGGCUGUGUCAGCCACCUCGGCACGACGCAAAGCUCAGCGUGAAUACCUUGCGCGACAUCCUACCUACAACAACUCGCUCUACAUCUUCACGCCUAAGAAUCCUCUACGCCGAUUAUGCCAGCUCAUUGUCGGACCCGGCAGGGGAAGCGAGCGGUUUGAUGGUGUGGAACCCAAUAAGAUCGCCUGGUACUCUUUCUCGGCUUUCAUAUACGCUGCUAUCGUCGCCAUGGUUGUUCUUGCUUGCGUGACGACACCUUUGUACCAAAAAGUGUACUUUGAGACCCAUGAUCCCUCUUUCUCCAACUGGUUCGUGUGGGUUGACAUGGGGUUCGCCAUAAUAUUCAUGGUUGAGGCUAUCAUCAAGGUUAUUGCCGAUGGCUUAUUCUUCACACCCAACGCCUAUUUCAGGAGUUCGUGGGGCAUUAUCGAUGGUGUGGUGCUUAUAACGCUGUGGAUCAAUGUCAUCACCCUUCUGGCCAACGAUGGGGCCGUCUCUAGGGCUGUUGGCGCCUUCAAGGCUCUCAGGGCUUUGCGCCUGCUCAACAUCAGUGACAGCGCGCGAGAUACCUUUCACUCUCUCAUCAUUGUUGCUGGGUGGAAUAUCCUCGGUGCCGCGUUCGUGUCAAUCUCACUUUUGAUCCCCUUUGCCAUAUACGCCGUGAACUUGUUCAAUGGUCAACUUGUCAAAUGUAACGACGGCGACGUUUUCAACCUUACGGACUGCUUUGGCGAGUAUAAUGCCACGCCCUUCAGCGGUGAUUGGCCAAUGCUCGCACCUCGCGUGGCAGCCAAUCCGUACUACAGCUUUGAUGACUUCGGCUCGUCUCUGUUCAUCCUUUACCAGAUCGUCUCUCAGGAAGGAUGGGUCGGUGUGUCUUUUGAUGUGCAAGCCAUUACGGGUCCCAAUACACAACCUCGCGAAGGAGCAGCACCAGGCAACGGACUCUUUUUUGUAGUGUUCAACCUAAUGGCUACAGUCUUUGUGCUCACCUUGUUUAUCUCUGUCUUCAUGCGCAAUUACACGGAGCAGACUGGUGUAGCCUUCUUGACAGCCGAGCAAAGAUCAUGGCUGGAACUUCGCAAACUUCUCCGGCAAAUCUCACCUUCGAAGAGCUCAUACGAUGACACGGAGAAGAAGUGGAAGAAGUGGUGCCACAAGCGGGCUAUAGAAAAGCGCGGCAAGUGGUAUACCGCCAUCACCUGUGUGCUUGUUUGUCAUCUGAUUCUGCUAAUGCUCGAAUACUACCCCGAGCCAGAAUGGUGGACUCGAACUCGAGACGUUACAUUCCUCAUCUUCACCCUUAUCUACAUAGCCAAUAUUGUUAUUCGCAUUGUUGGAUUGGGCUGGACAAGGUUCAGAAGGAGCUCCUGGGAUGUCUUCUCGUUGGUCGCCGUGAGCGGUGAGUUCGGCACGACGGUGCUGCUACUCAGCAACACCAGUUUUGAAACCUACAUCCAGCUCCACAAGUUCUUCCUCGUUGCCAUUGUUUUGUUGCUUAUCCCGAGAAAUGACGCUCUCGAUCAACUCUUCAAAACGGCCGCAGCAAGUUUGACAACGAUUGUCAAUCUCCUUGCAACGUGGCUUGUUUUCUUCCUGGUCUUUGCCAUUGCCUUUACGCAGACCUUCAGCUUGACUCGGUUUGGGCAGAGCGCAGAGGCCAACAUCAAUUUCAGGACUGUGCCAAAUGCGCUGAUCCUGCUGUUCCGAAUGAGUGCCGGCGAAGGCUGGAACGAGAUUAUGGAAGACUAUGCGGCCAUCGCACCGCCGUUCUGUGUGGAGUCUAUCGACUUUGCCAUGAGCGAUUGCGGCAGCAACGAGUGGGCACGAGCCUUGUUCAUCGCUUGGAAUCUUGUCAGCAUGUACAUCUUCGUCAAUCUCUUCAUCUCGCUCAUUUACGAGAGUUUCUCAUACGUGUAUCAACGUUCGAGCGGUCUAGCCAACAUUGACCGCGAUGAGAUCCGACGUUUCAAAGAGGCAUGGCGAAGUGUUGACCCGGCAGGGACGGGCUUCAUCAGCAAAGAAGCAUUUCCAAGGCUGUUGGGGGAGCUGUCUGGAAUUUUCGAGAUGCGCAUUUACGACGCCGAGGACUCGGUUCGGCAGAUCCUGGAGGACGUCCGGUCGGAUAUGAAGCCUCAAGCCAGACAUUCAUCCAUUACGUCCUCUAGUGUCCUUUCGAGUGUUGACGUGCACAAGCUAAAUAGCCGGCUUGCUCAGGUUGAUGUGUACAAAGUACGAGAACGUCGCCGCCGGUUCAAUAUUUUCUUCGAGGAAGUUAUGGUUUCUGCGGACCCCGACAAGGGCAUCUCCUUCACGACUGUGCUCAUGGUCUUGGCCCACUACAACAUCAUCAGCGAUAGCAAGAGCUUGAGACUCGAAGAAUUUCUGCGCCGUCGUGCAAGAUUGCAACGGGUCGAGGAAGAAGUCCGCCGGAGGGUUGUCCUUGGAUUCUUUGACACCCUAUACUGGACUCGCAGAUUCAAGAAGCACAUUGAAAAGAAAAAGGCGGCCCGGAUGACGGCGAUCCCACAACUUGAUGUCCCCGACAUAUUUGUGGACGAGGAAGCUGAACGUCAAAAGAAGCAGCGGGCCACGGUAGCGCCGACAUCGCGCAGGACUCAGACCAGCACGUCGGAUUACUUAAGUGCCAGUGAUGCCGUCAGGCCGGCACAUACGAGCUGGGCUUCCAGCGCCGACAUUUCAACUUACGACACUUCGUACGCGCACCCUCUAAGCAUGUCACGGGGCGUGCCACCUAUGUCGGGACAUAACUCGCAUCAUUCUGCCUUCAGCUUCGACCUCCAAGAGCCAGGCACUUCAUCUGGCCAGAGCAGCCGACGUGGCAGCGCUGUCCGACCCGCCCAAGUUAGGGAGCUGCUGAACGACUCGGUGUGGGUGGAAAGUAUCCGCCGGACUGCUACGGUGCGAAAAUCAGUGCGAAAAUCCGACUGGAAUGGAUAUCGAUGA
This is a messenger RNA of Pseudomassariella vexata, 6345 nucleotides long. Its product is annotated as calcium-channel protein cch1. Bases 1 to 6345 code for a protein of 2114 amino acids. Gene Ontology annotation, cellular component: membrane; voltage-gated calcium channel complex. Gene Ontology annotation, molecular function: calcium ion binding; high voltage-gated calcium channel activity. NCBI's taxonomy places the organism in Eukaryota, Fungi, Ascomycota, Sordariomycetes, Amphisphaeriales, Pseudomassariaceae. The record is from RefSeq and is a predicted model, not a curated record. The transcript has 3 exons. Gene Ontology annotation, biological process: calcium ion import across plasma membrane.